AUGGUUUCACAAGGGAAGGAACAAGCAAUCAGACAUCUGACUAAGGCUGAUUUAGCAUUUAUUGCAGUACUAUUCGACGUCCAAGAUGGUUUAGCGGACGAUGAAGGUCGAGCAAGGAAUGUUUAUCGAUUAACAUUCGAAAAUAUUCAAGUUAUUCAUGGAUAUUUGAAUCAAACAGAUGAUGGUACUAGUUUCAAUUAUGAACAGAGUUCGAAAGGUUUACAAUUUAAACUCGAAGAUCAAAAUGAAAAGCAAACAACUCUUGCCGAUGAUGAAGUCAAGGAACCAAAAGAAGGCAAAACUUACGUAGCGAUUCUUACUGAUCCAAAACACAUCACAGUUUUGGUAGAAAUCAACCCUAAUGAUAUCAGUGAAAUCAUUCAAAGUUCUCAAAUACCGCUUUAA
Adineta ricciae is the source of this 405-nucleotide messenger RNA. The record is from the annotation of a GenBank genome assembly. Lineage: Eukaryota; Metazoa; Rotifera; Eurotatoria; Adinetida; Adinetidae.